CUCGGCUCACAACUGGUUUGCCAAAAUAUGUAUUUAUUUCCUUAUACCUACUAUAUAUCAUUUGACAAGAAUAGGUACAGAAGAUUCGCCGGUUCAGCAGAAAAAGAAAGUUGUCCAACUCAAUGGAUCCCUUUCAAACUUGAAAGUACAUGUCAAAGUUGAAAUGAAGAGCAUGAACGAAAAACAUUACGUUAGAAGUUUUUAUCAUUUUGGGUUUGAAAUCGAAAAGGAUAAAUACCGGGCAUUCUUGUAUUAUCAAAAGUCUAUUGAGAUGGAAGGUUUUGAUCAUGAACUUGGAGUCAGAAAUGAAGUGUUUAUUUUUUUUCAAAAAUCGGAUGUCGCUAGUGGAAUCAAAGAUAAAUAUAAGACAUUCGAGUAUUAUCAAAAAUCAGAGAUCAGUUGUGCUGAUAGAAUAUUCAGUUUUGGCGAUUGCUAUCAAAAUAGAACCAGAGUUGAGAAGAAUAGAUAUAAGGCAUUCGAGUAUUAUCAAAAAUCUAAUGAAAAAUGA
Molecule: messenger RNA, 508 nt
Organism: Acaulospora morrowiae
Lineage: Eukaryota; Fungi; Glomeromycota; Glomeromycetes; Diversisporales; Acaulosporaceae
Source: the annotation of a GenBank genome assembly